Myotis daubentonii (Daubenton's bat) is the source of this 4056-nucleotide messenger RNA. It is a transcript of the gene MYT1, whose product is annotated as myelin transcription factor 1. Gene Ontology annotation, biological process: regulation of transcription by RNA polymerase II. NCBI's taxonomy places the organism in Eukaryota, Metazoa, Chordata, Mammalia, Chiroptera, Vespertilionidae. Gene Ontology annotation, cellular component: nucleus. The record is from RefSeq and is a predicted model, not a curated record. Gene Ontology annotation, molecular function: RNA polymerase II cis-regulatory region sequence-specific DNA binding; DNA-binding transcription factor activity, RNA polymerase II-specific; zinc ion binding.
AUGGCAAUCAGCUUCCUGGCCCCCCUGCCUGGGGGCAGCCUGCCCUCAGCUGGCAUUGAGAAGCCUCACUCUGGGCAGAAGCACCCUGAGACCAGCAGAGGACAGACAAUAGCUGUGGGGAAAGAAAAUGAGUUCCGGGGUGAGCUGCUGAGCCAGAGGUGGACACACGGAGACAAGGCCAGCGACUGCAGGACCUCGAGGCUUCUGGACGGACACAGCAAGAUGAGCUUAGAGAACGAGGAGAUGCGCGCUCGCACCAGAUCCAAGGCCCUGCGAGCACCCCUGGAGCCCACAGGUGCCGAGCUCAGCUGCCCCACGCCGGGAUGCUCGGGCUCGGGGCACAUCCGUGGCAAGUACUCCAGGCACCGGAGUUUACAGAGCUGCCCGCUGGCCAAGAAGAGGAAGCUGGAGGGCCCCGAGGCCCAGCACCUGGUGUCCAAGCGGAAGUCACCCCCGCUGAAGCUGGCUCUGGACGAGGGCUACGGCGUGGACAGCGAUGGCAGCGAGGACGCCGAGGUGAAGGAUGCCUCUGUUUCGGAGGAGUCGGAAGGCGCCCUGGAGGAGGCCGAGGCCGAGAUGGCAGGACAGGAGGGGGCUCGGCGCCCCCCGCCCGCUGAAGGAAGGAGCCCCAUCCAGUCUCAGUUCAAUUCCAACCCCGUCGGCACCCCCACAGGCUCCUGCAAAGGCAGCUACAGCAGCUUCCAGGAAGCCAUCGCCACUUCCCUCCUCGACCUGGGCCAUGUCACUGAGGAGCCCCUGGUCAGGGAGGGCUCCGGCCAGCAGGCCAAGCCGGGCCCCGGUGUCCUGCACCUGGUGCAGGAGGAAGCGGAAGGAGGUGCUGCCAGCGACAGAGGGGAGAAGGAGGUCUUUAUCCAGCCGGAGGACAUCGAGGAGGUCAUCGAGGUCACCAGUGAGUACACUCAGGGGCCCGGCCCUCAGUUCCUGGAGGGCGUGGCCAGUGAGGCGCUCCACCAGCAAACAGUCUCUGGGGACCACGAGGAGAAAGAGGAGGAGGAAGCUGAAGAGGAGGAGGAAGAGGAAGAGGAGGAAGAAGAGGAGGAGGAGGAGGAGGAGGAGGAGGAGACCGAGGACGAGGAAGACGAAGAGGACGAGGAGGAGAUCACUUCUGAUGCGACCUGCCGGGAGGGCGCCCCUUGUUCCCCCCCAGAACAGGCCCCUGAGCCCCACAGCCGCAAGCCCGAGUACUCUGUCCUGGUGGAGCUGCGGUCUGAUGACGGCAAGGAUGAGGACUCGCGCUCCCAGAAGUCCGAGGUCACGGAUGAGUCCGAGAUGCACGACAUGAUGACACGGGGGAACCUGGGCCUCCUGGAGCAGGCCAUCGCCCUGAAAGCUGAGCAGGUGCGGGCUGCUUGCGAGCCCGGGGAGCUGGGCCUGGGUGAGCCGGUGAAGGUGGCCAGGCCCCUGGAUGCCACGCGGAAGACCUACUGCAGCAAAGAUUCCUCAAGAGCAGAGAAACGUGAGAUCAAGUGCCCAACCCCGGGCUGUGAUGGCACCGGGCACGUGACAGGGCUGUACCCGCACCACCGCAGCCUGUCAGGGUGCCCCCACAAGGACAGGAUCCCUCCAGAGAUCUUGGCCAUGCACGAGAACGUGCUCAAGUGCCCCACCCCCGGCUGCACAGGCCAGGGCCACGUGAACAGCAACCGGAACACGCACAGGAGUUUGUCUGGGUGUCCCAUUGCUGCUGCAGAAAAGUUAGCCAAAUCUCACGAGAAGCAACAGCCGCAGACAGGAGAUCCUUCCAAGACUGACUCCAGCUCAGAGCGGAUCCUCAGACCCAUGUGCUUCGUGAAGCAGCUCGAGGUCCCUCCAUAUGGGAGCUACCGGCCCAGUGUGGCCCCUUCCACGCCCAGGGCCAACCUGGCGAAGGAGCUGGAGAAGUUCUCCAAGGUCACCUUUGACUACGCAAGUUUUGAUGCUCAGGUUUUUGGCAAACGCAUGCUUGCCCCAAAGAUUCAGACCAGCGAAACCUCACCUAAAGCCUUUAAAUGCUUCGACUACGCCCACGACGCCGAGGCCGCGCACAUGGCCGCCACUGCCAUCCUGAACCUUUCCACACGCUGCUGGGAGAGGCCCGAGAACCUCAGCACGAAGCCACAGGAAGCGCCCAGCAAGGCAGUGGCCAUCGAGGUGGAUGAGCAUGGGACCCUGGACCUGAGUAUGCGCAGGCACCGCAGGCGGGAGGGCGUGUUCCCCGGCAGUGGCGGCCCCGAGCCUGGGGUGAAGGCUCCCGAGGCCUCCCAGCGCCAGAGCAGCACCAGUGCCCCCGGAAGCUCCAUGACGCCCCAGUCCAGCCAGGCCUCCCACCAGGAUGAAUGGGACCGGCCUCUGGACUACACCAAGCCCAGCCGCCAGCGAGAGGAGGAGCCCGAGGAGUCAGAGCCAGCAGCCCAUUCUUUUGCUUCUUCUGAAGCAGAUGACCAGGAAGUGUCCGAAGAGAAUCUUGAAGAGCGGAAGUACCCCGGGGAUGUCACCCUGACCAACUUUAAGCUGAAGUUUCUCUCCAAGGACAUCAAGAAGGAGCUGCUCACCUGUCCCACCCCGGGCUGUGACGGCAGUGGCCACAUCACCGGGAACUAUGCCUCCCACCGCAGCCUCUCUGGUUGCCCUCUUGCUGACAAGAGCCUCAGAAACCUCAUGGCUGCCCAUUCUGCUGACCUCAAGUGCCCCACGCCCGGCUGUGAUGGCUCUGGCCACAUCACGGGGAACUACGCUUCGCACCGCAGCUUGUCAGGCUGCCCUCGUGCCAAGAAGAGCGGCGCCAAGGUGACGCCGACCAAGGACGACAAGGAGGACCCCGAGCUGAUGAAGUGUCCAGUUCCAGGCUGUGUGGGGCUUGGCCACGUCAGCGGCAAGUACGCCUCCCACCGAAGCGCAUCGGGCUGCCCGCUGGCAGCCCGCCGGCAGAAGGAGGGCUCCCUCAAUGGCCCCUCGUUCUGGAAGUCGCCGAGGAACGAGGGACCCACGUGCCCCACUCCGGGCUGCGACGGCUCCGGCCACGCCAACGGCGGCUUCCUCACCCACCGGAGCUUGUCCGGCUGUCCCAGAGCAACCUUUGCUGGAAAGAAGGGAAAACUCUCAGGGGAUGAUGUUCUCGGCACGAAGUUUAAGACGAGUGAUGUGCUGGAGAACGAUGAGGAGAUCAAGCAGCUGAACCAGGAGAUUCGAGACCUGAAUGAGUCCAACUCAGAGAUGGAGGCCGCCAUGGUGCAGCUGCAGUCUCAGAUCUCCUCCAUGGAGAAGAGCCUGCGGACCAUCGAGCAGGAGAACAAGCUCAUCGAGGAGCAGAACGAAGCCCUGUUUCUGGAGCUGUCGGGCCUGAGCCAGGCCCUCAUCCAAAGUCUUGCCAACAUCCGCCUUCCGCACAUGGAGCCAAUAUGUGAGCAGAAUUUCGACGCCUACGUGAGCACCCUCACCGACAUGUGCUCCAGCCGGGAGAGCUACCAGAACCCCGAGCACAGGGCCCUCCUGGAGAGCAUCAAGCAGGCCGUGAGGGGCAUCCAGGUCUAGGCCCCCAGCUGGGCUCCGUGUUACCUCCCCCACACUGCCCUCCCGGAGGUUCCCAAGUCACAGUGACUUCUGGGGGGAGCCCGCCUCGCGGGUGAUCAGAGGGGUGCCUGGAGGGCGGGCUCCCUCCGAUGCUGGUCAGGCCGAGGCCGCAGCCUCCCUGAGCGAGGGCAGAGUGUGAAGUAUUACAAAGGGAUUUAUUUUUGUUUUCUGAAAAUAAUCUGAGGAACAGCUCGAGGUCUCCCGUGGUUCUCAGGGAAGUUUUGGAGUUUGCAACCACGGUGUUCCCGUGUCUGUGGCGCCGGGGGUGGCCGUGGCCUGAGCCUGGGCCCAGCCGGCGCGGCUGCUCUGCGAGGCCAGUGUGGCGAGUGUGUUUUCUGUUUUCAGUUAAUUCAGUUUUGUGUUAAGAAUGGAACAGAGCACUGCUCCAGAGGGUAAGGUGGGAGCAGGCCUGCAGCCCACCGUCAGCUCCAGGUGUCUGACCGGGGCGCCCCUGCGAGUCAGCGCUGGCUCACCCAGAAAGCAUCU